Molecule: messenger RNA, 939 nt
Organism: Lepus europaeus (European hare)
Lineage: Eukaryota; Metazoa; Chordata; Mammalia; Lagomorpha; Leporidae
Product: olfactory receptor 10W1
Exons: 1
Coding region: 1-939 (312 amino acids)
Biological process (GO): G protein-coupled receptor signaling pathway
Cellular component (GO): membrane
Molecular function (GO): olfactory receptor activity; G protein-coupled receptor activity
Source: RefSeq, a predicted model, not a curated record
AUGAGCUGGGAAAACUGCUCAGUGUUGAGGGAAUUUGUGUUCCUGGCCUAUCCCUCCUGCCCAGAACUGCGUAUUCUAUCCUUCUUUGGAAUCAGCCUGGUUUAUGUGUUUAUCAUCACUGGGAAUGCACUCAUCGUGGUGUCUAUCCAGACGGAAGCCUGCCUACACAUGCCCAUGUACUAUUUCCUGGGCAGCCUCUCAGGGAUAGAAAUAUGCUACACUGCUGUGGUGGUGCCCCACAUUCUGGCCAGCACUCUUCAGACAGAGCAGACCAUCACUCUGCUGGGUUGUGCGACUCAGAUGGUCUUUUUCAUCGGUUUGGGCAGCGCUGAUUGCCUCCUGUUGGCGGUGAUGGCCUAUGACCGGUACAUGGCCAUUUGCCACCCUUUGCAGUACCCGCUCAUCAUGACCUUCACGCUUUGUGUCCGCUUGGUUGUGGCUUCUGUGGUCAUUGGCUUCUGCCUGUCCUUACAGCUGGUGGCCUUCAUCUUCUCUUUCCCAUUCUGCCGGGCUCAAGGCAUCGAGCACUUCUUUUGUGAUGUGCCACCAGUGAUGCGUCUGGUUUGCGCCAGCAGCCGGAUCCAUGAGCAAUCGGUACUGGUGGCAGCCACGUUCGCCAUCGCUGUGCCUUUCUUCCUCAUUGCUGCCUCUUACGCCUUCAUCGGGGCUGCGGUGCUCAACACCCAGUCCGCUGCUGGCCGUGGUCGGGCCCUCUCCACCUGCUCUUCCCACCUCACUGUGGUGCUGCUGCAAUACGGCUGUUGUGCCUUCAUGUACCUGCGUCCCAUCUCCAGCUACCAUCCCAAGCAAGAUCAGCUCAUCUCAUUUGUAUACACGCUGGGAACCCCACUGCUCAACCCUCUCAUCUAUACGCUGAGAAAUAGUGACAUGAAGGGGGCCAUAAAGAGAGUUCUUACCAGGAACUUCCUGAGCAGCUAA